UGAUAUUAUCGAUAUCUUUUUAGAGUGGUUACUGUUCUUUGUGUGGUAGGACGUUUCUGUGCAAAAUGCCUGUGAGAGCAUUGACUCCCGUUCUUGCGGAGAAGGCUCGUGCUGAGCUGAAUGAGGAUCCAGCUAGAUUGGAAGCCGAUCUACAACAUAUCAAGGAUUGGUUGGCUAAGCAACCGCAUAUCAAUGCUAGAACAGAUGAUCAAUGGUUGGUUGCGUUCCUCCGUGGAUGCAAGUUCAGUUUGGAGAGGACGAAAGAGAAGUUGGAUCUGUACUACUCUGUCCGCACCACGGCGCCUGAACUGUUUCAGAUGAGACACACGGAUCCGCUUUUCGACGAAAUACUGGGAUUGGGUGCUUUUAUUAUAUUGCCCAAGCCAGCAACACCCGAUGGUCCACUGAUAGCCAUUGCCAGGCUAUCGAGCUAUGAUCCCAACAAGUACAAUAUUGUGGAUGUCAUGGCAGCCACCAACGCUUUGAUGAGGAUCGCGAUGGUUGAAAAUGAUAACGCGGUAGUGGCUGGUGUUCGGAAUGUGAUGGAUUUAGAGGGUACCACGAUGGCACAUUUCAUGCAAAUGACGCCUGCGCUCAUGAAGAAAAUGGUGGUCAUAGGACAGGAUGCAUCGCCAUUCCGUAUGAAAGGUGCUCAUUAUUUAAACACACCAUCGAUAUUUGAGACAGUCUUUAAUGCAAUGAAAGGGCUGCUCAAUGAAAAAAAUAAAUCAAGACUUUUCGUUCACAACAAGAAUUUGGACGAAUUUUACAAUUACGUUCCCAAAGAAGCUCUCCCUGCUGAAUAUGGUGGAAAUGCUGGCACAAUAGACGAAAUUACAGCCUACUGGAGGAACAAGGUCCAGGAAUACGGGUCCUGGCUGGAGGAAGACUUUAAAUACGGCACAGAUGAAUCAAAGCGACCUGGCAAGCCCAAGACUGCGGAAGAUAUGUUCGGAGUUGAUGGCUCUUUCAGGAAACUUGAUUUUGAUUAACAUACUCAUAAUAUUGAUUUCAAAAUGUUUUGUACAAUAUAUUGUUAUAAAAAACA
Helicoverpa armigera (cotton bollworm) is the source of this 1048-nucleotide messenger RNA. Its product is annotated as alpha-tocopherol transfer protein-like. Bases 66 to 992 code for a protein of 308 amino acids. Lineage: Eukaryota; Metazoa; Arthropoda; Insecta; Lepidoptera; Noctuidae. The transcript has 7 exons. Gene Ontology annotation, cellular component: membrane. The record is from RefSeq and is a predicted model, not a curated record. Gene Ontology annotation, molecular function: phosphatidylinositol bisphosphate binding.